GUGGUUUUUUCAAAUACUUUGUGGCAUUAUUACAUAUCAUUAAGAUCACCUUCUCCUCAUUUAUUUCAAGGUAUUCAUUAUUAUCAAUAAUUAUUGAUGAAUAGCCUAAAUACCCGUAUAUGGCAUUAAUUUAAGUAGCCUACAAGCAUCAGAUUACCUAAUUGUGAUCAGUUUGGAAGACAUUAGUCUUCCAAACUGAUCAUUAGUCUUCCAAACUGAUCAUCAUUAGUCUUCCAAACUGACCAUAUUUGGAUUGGUCCUGUCAAUAUUUCUAAAGAAAAUUACUUUUUCUCAGUGCACUAGUUCAGGGAAGGAUUGGUUUUUAAAUGUAUCUGCUGCAACAAAUGUAACCAUUAUAUCCAUGUUAUUUCAUUUUGGAGGUAAAUUGUUAUUGUUGCCAGGGUCCCAUUUUCUUAUUUCGGGCUAUUAUGCAGAACGCUUUGAAUGAUCUAUAAAAACCCAAUCUAUUUCCCCGUUUUGCCCAAUAACCUAGGUUAUUUUCAACAAUAGCUCUCCAACUCUUGGAUUUUAGCAGAUAAUUUGACUCCUCUGCCUUGUAGUAAUAUUGUUUCCUAUCGCUGCUUGAUAUCACUUUUCUCCCUGUGUUUAUGUUAUGUUAAGCUAAGAACUAAAGCGAGGUCCCAUUAACGACACGUUUAUGAUCAAUCAAAUUAUCCUCGUAAAACAUUUAUUGAAGCACAUAAAAAACACGCAAGGCAACUAACUGGAUGAAUCGGGCGCUUUUCAGGACGCUCCCCUCUAAUAAUUUCUGCCUGUAUUUUGAACAAUUGUUCCACUUUCAAACAGUCCGUCGCUAUAUUUUGGACUUUUUGACGCGUAUCCAUUUCUUCUACUUUGAUGCAAUGUAUCGAGUAAUAAGCGAAGUACAUUCCUACAUUAGUAUAGAAAAUAUAUUAUUUAAACGUACAAAGUCAAUAGAUAUAAUCUCCAAAGCAAAAAGGUAAGCAAUUCGAUGCUGUAUGACAUGCACCACGACAGAGAUGGAUUACAUCAUCAAAUAGUGCCCUGCAAGCUUUUAGAGACGGAGCCAAGUGUGCGUCGGUCCGUGGAGAUGCGACAUCCCCUUAAAGAUACGCCAAGUACUUCUAUACAUGGUUGUUGAAUUUACCUCAUAUUUCGUUCCCAACUAACAAGGUAACUUUUAAGAGCAGAUUCUUUAAUCCGAUUCACGACCACAGGCGUUGCAUGGAAUCUCGCGCAUUGAUCCACUGUACAAAUGUCUGUGAGGGUAAAUAUAAUCACGUAUAAUCACGUGUUGGAAAGGCAGCCAAUGGCAGCGAGGCAAGCGUUGGGAAAUAAUUACCUGCCUUGAUUGUUCUAUGGUAGAUACAAAAAGUACACAUAAGCUCCAUAUAAUAAUCGGAUGCAUGUAAAAGGCUCGGGAAUCUUCGCCAUGUCGACCACGGGUCCCAUAAGUAAUUAUUAUGUGGAUUCCUUGAUCAACCAUGAAAACGAGGAUGUCCUCGCGCCUCGGUUCUCGGCGCCUGGUUCGCACCCCGCCGUCCCUCGUCCGACUUCCCUGGUCGCGGAGUGUGUUGACUAUCCGUCCUGCAGCUUCGCACCGAAACCAGCAGUGUUUUCUACCUCCUGGACCCCUGUACACUCCCAGCCUUCGGUGGUUUACCAUCCAUACAGUCAUCCACCUCAUUUAGGAACCGACUCGAGAUAUAUGCGCUCAUGGUUGGAACCGAUAUCCGGUGCCAUGCCUUUUCACGGGUAUCCAACGAACAGCAGACAUUACGGGAUAAAGCCUGACGCCUUUCAGGAGCACAAAACGAGCGAAUGCCCCGGCUCUAACGGACGCACCUACACGGAUUAUCUGUGCUGCUCCGUCGGUGACAUGCGGGACAAGACGCACCAGGACCUCCCCUCUCCCGCAGCGGAGCUCGCUGCAUCGGGGAAGCAUAAGGACCAGAAACCAGAGCUAGACCCCAAUAACCCAGUGGCAAACUGGAUACACGCACGAUCCACAAGGAAGAAGCGAUGUCCUUACACCAAGUACCAGACUCUGGAGCUCGAAAAGGAGUUUCUGUUUAACAUGUACCUCACGAGGGACCGCCGUUACGAGGUCGCCAGGGUGCUGAACCUGACGGAAAGGCAAGUGAAGAUCUGGUUCCAGAACCGGCGGAUGAAGAUGAAGAAAAUGAACAAAGAGAAGACCGAGAGAAAGGAGCCAUAACGGCAGCAAUGGACAUAAUCAGAAAAUACUGACCACCUGUAUCCCCACUGGCGUUGGACGGCACACACAGGCGACCCGCUCUCUGCUCCCAGCCGUCAGUCGGACCUGGUUUCAGCUCGUCGAGCCAUUUUGACGCUCACAAUAUUGGUUUUCAAUGCACUCAUACUUGUGAAGCUCUUAAAAAAGCCUAGGUUUUAGAGAGAAAUCUACGAUUUAUUUGAAUUUAUAUGUUUCACUUUAAAUCAAAGGGAAUUAAUACAGAUUUGGAUAUUAAACAUGCAAAAUAAGAGAGGGGAUACUUGAAUCGUUUAGAAUUUCAUUAGUGUAUAAUUUAUAAAGUUCAGGUGAACUUGUUGAUGAUUGUGUUCCCAAUAUUUCUCUUUUUCAUGCAGUCGUAGUAUUUUUGUAGGCUACAGAAAUAUUGAAUUGGUUGAACUUGUCUAUCUCGUGUUUUGUGUUACAUGUUAAUGUGUAGAAACAAAAUGUGCUUCUCUUAUUGUUUGACUAUUUUCUACAAUUUUGGUUAUUCAACGUAGAAAUUCCACCCUGACUAUUAAUACAUAUUAAAAUGUAACCAUAGCCUACCAUCUUAUUUUUGUGUAAUUUAUGUCAGUUUUUCAGGACACCAUAACGUUCAUUAACUUACAACAUUGAAUAAAUCGUGAACUACAAAAUGACACGAGUUAAUAUGCUGCUGCCUUAAAAUGCUUUUAUUUAAUAACUUUUUAGAGCUCCUCGCAGUUCUCUUGGCGUCUCUCCGGAAGCCCCGUGGGUCGACGUUUUGUGUGUGUCGGUUUCUUAACCAAUUUUACCUUGGGAAAAUGUUGCGGUAGUUUUGUAUUUAAAGCAUGCACAUUAUAAUACCAAUAGACAUGUAGGCCUAUAUUUUGUCACAAACUGAGCUUUCGUCUAAUUAGAAAGCCCAUUGUCUCAUAUCCUUUCCUAAACUCUGCAUCUUUUUAGGGAAAAGAAACAGCAAAAAAUAAAUGGUAAACACAAAUACAUUCAAUCCUAUUUAAAGGUUUAUCCAGAAUGUUAUAGCAAUGCAUUUUUUCACAGAAUUCCAAUAAUUUAACUCACUUUAUUUGUUCUCAUUGUCACACUGGGGCCUAUUGCUUUAAUUAUAAUAUUGCUUUAACGAUUUAGUCUAAUCAUAUAAAUGUUUGCCUUAAUCUUUUGGCACAUAUGGUAUGAAGGAAAUAUGUCCCCUUCUUAUACCAUAAACUGAUCUAAUAAAUGUGGAUUAUUCCUCUAUAAUACAAACUAAUCGUACAGCCUGGAAAUGUAAAAAGUCUGUCUAAGGAAGCUUUUAUGGAAAGUGCUAUUAGUCAAGUUCUGAGAUCAAACUAUAUGGCGUUGAGGAAAAAAAAUCCAAUGUCCGACAUUUGUUUCUUCGGAUGGGCUUCCUCGAUUGCCUUUUUGUAGUGGCAAACAAUGCAGACAGGAUGUUGCAUUUCCAAAGCCAAUCUAUUGCAUUUCCGCACUGCAAGCACCAAAAUGCUAGUUUUACAGCCCUGUUGGAGCACGGCUGUUUGUCUCAAAUGCAGACGAACAAAGCAAACUCGACUAACCGGCUAGACGUCUGGGCUAAAUUACUUUAUGGUUUUAAUGGACGCUAUUGGUGCACUGGUUCAAAGCAGAACCAUAUAGGUUUCGUUGGGAGGGGUGGCCUGGUGGGCUGCUGCCCGUGUGUUUCACCACGUGAGAGGCUUUUAGUCGUCAGAGCCACAGAGUAGAUAUGGAUGUUAUAACGUUCACUUUCCUAUUUGAGGAGUAGCACGAAGAGAGUUAAACCAAGCUUAUACAUGUUCAAAGAGAUGUGUUUGGCCUUCAAACGCAUAGUCUAUAAUUUAUAAUUGAUAUUGAAAUAAUAAUUUACGCAUUUAUGUUGAUUUCCACAUUUUGGGUUAUUUGACCUAGUUCGAGUACAUAGAUAUCUUGAACAUGGCUGCAGGCAUUCAGCGGCCUGUGUUUUGUGGAAUCUGUGUGUUAGGGAUCAGACUCAACGCUAGAUGACGCUGUUGGUCUAUGUUUUGUACCAGCUCUCACAUAAUCUAAGGACAUUUACAAGAGCGACCUAACGUUCACUAAAUUAUAAUACAGGCCGCUCUCCAGUAAUAUUCUGCUGUUGAAAUUAAGCAAACCAACUCCUCGUCUGCAUU
Messenger RNA from Gadus chalcogrammus (walleye pollock), 4362 nucleotides. It is a transcript of the gene hoxc9a, whose product is annotated as homeobox C9a. Gene Ontology annotation, molecular function: DNA-binding transcription factor activity, RNA polymerase II-specific; RNA polymerase II cis-regulatory region sequence-specific DNA binding. The transcript is spliced from 2 exons. Gene Ontology annotation, biological process: anterior/posterior pattern specification; embryonic skeletal system morphogenesis; proximal/distal pattern formation. Gene Ontology annotation, cellular component: nucleus. Lineage: Eukaryota; Metazoa; Chordata; Actinopteri; Gadiformes; Gadidae. Bases 1385 to 2200 code for a protein of 271 amino acids. The record is from RefSeq and is a predicted model, not a curated record.